Messenger RNA from Closterium sp. NIES-65, 1641 nucleotides. Lineage: Eukaryota; Viridiplantae; Streptophyta; Zygnematophyceae; Desmidiales; Closteriaceae. The record is from the annotation of a GenBank genome assembly.
AUGUCGACUAAACUGCAGGGCGACGAUUUGGACGAGGCAGAGGCCAAUGGCAAGUCGGGAGACGAGGCCGAGGCUGAGGAUGAGGCUGAGGACGAGGCUGAGCACGAGGCUGAGCACGAGGCUCCACACGAGGCGGAGGAGGAGGCGGAAGAAGAGGCCGACAAAUAUGCGGAGGAAGAUGAGGAGGAAAAGGUGGAGGAAGAGGCGGAGGAAGAGGCAGAGGAAGAGGCGGAGGAAGAGGCGGAGGAAGAGGCGGAGGAAGAGGCAGAGGAAGAGGAAGAUGGGGAGGCGGAGGACGAAGAGGGUGGGGAGUCCGGCAAUGAGUCGGAAGAUGAGUCCGAGGACGAGCCGUCGGACGAGGAGGGUGGAGAGUCGGACGAUGAGCAGGAGGAUCAGGAGGAGGCAAUGGAGAGGAAUGAGAAAAACGGUACGGCGGAAGUGCCUGCCUGCGCGGAUGUUCAUAAGCCUGAGGUCACGAAAAAAACAAGCUUUGACGAGAUGUUGGAAGAGCAGGAUGACAGUGAAGGUGAUGCCGUGGAGGAUGAGGCUGUGGCAGAGGAACGAGCUUUGCUGCUUGGGAAGCUGAAGGCACUUGAUGAGAUCCAGGAACCCGUUGUCAGCUCGAAGCUCGCUGGAAAGGGUGCGAAAGCACAGUCGCGUUCAGGACCCACUAAGGUUCUGGCUAAGCCACCUCCAGGGAGACAUGCUGUCGCCAUGGCUAAAAGUAAGGAGAAAGUGGUGGAGAAAGUGGUGGAGAAAGUGGUGGCGAAAGAGAGUAGCCCUGGCACUGUCCCAUCCUUUCUUUGUAGUCCCAUCCCUGUUGUCCCUAUCCUUGCCGUACCCUAUCCUCCCAUCCCUGCAGUCCUAUCCCUACCGUCAGCUCUCGACCUAUCCCUGCCGUCUAAGGGAGUGAGGCAAUACCUAAACCCUGACUCCCCUCUGCCUGCCUGCCCCUCUCCCUUCAACCUUAAACCCACCUGCUUCCCCAUCCAGGGAGUGAGGCAAUACCUAAACCCUGACUCCCCUCUGCCUGCCUGCCCCUCUCCCUUCAACCUUAAACCCACCUGCUUCCCCAUCCAGGAACUUGCUAGGCGUGUAGCAACACAUCUUUUCUUCAACAUUGAAGCCUCAAUGAUUCAGUUCUACCCAUCUGCGGAGGAGGCCUUAGAUCAUGGGUUUAGCGAGUUUGUGUCGCCGCAGUUCGAGUGGCCAAUCCUUAACAAUGCGCCCGAUGGGAAGUGGAGCGGCAAGUGGGAGUACAAUCGGAUCCAGUACGAGGAGAUGUGCACCCGUGUGAAGCAGGAGGUCGAGAUCGCUGUCAUGGACCAUGGUGUCCCAUACGCCAGCAACAAGAACACAUUCAACUUCCCCAACGGCGUCUACAUCGACGCGUCUGACAUGGAGACCCUUGUCAGCAGGGUGCAGCUUUGUUGCAUCACUCACCAUCUCUUCCGUCCCCUUCCCCUUCCUCCCAUCUCUUCCGUCCCCUUCCCCUUCCUCCCAUCUCUUCCGUCCCCUUCCUCCCGUCUCUACUGUCCCCUUCCUUCCGUCCCCCAUGCCUCUUUGCGCAGGCAGCACGACCUGCACCAGCCCGGGUUGUCACCCCCAACCCGUGAUCACAGAGAUCUACAGCAGCACUAG